Messenger RNA from Malassezia vespertilionis, 1905 nucleotides. Its product is annotated as RING-type E3 ubiquitin transferase. Gene Ontology annotation, cellular component: cytoplasm. The transcript has a single exon. NCBI's taxonomy places the organism in Eukaryota, Fungi, Basidiomycota, Malasseziomycetes, Malasseziales, Malasseziaceae. Gene Ontology annotation, molecular function: zinc ion binding; ubiquitin protein ligase activity. Bases 1 to 1905 code for a protein of 634 amino acids. Gene Ontology annotation, biological process: Ras protein signal transduction; protein ubiquitination. The record is from RefSeq and is a predicted model, not a curated record.
AUGUGCAAGGUGGCGCUUCCACGGUAUCAUAUCCACGUAACAGAGUAUACGGGCGCUGUAAGCGAACCACAGCUUCCACUUGACUUGUUCAAGCAUCCAGUGCGCCUGUCGGAGCCACAGGUCCCAAGCACAGAGAAAGACAAUUUUGAUUCACGACUCGGGCACGUAGAGGUGCACUUUAUUUCUCCUACGCCUCACGUCGACAGGGCCAUGCUGCACAGUGCACCAGACAAUACCGCGCGAGGAAGGUUUAUUGAGCAAGAUUCCUUCCUUGUGGAGCCCCAAGAUGGGUGUGCACACGACGCACGCGUCAAGGACCAAGUCCGUGUUGCAUUUGGCAUUGUGCAUCUAUUUCGCUCCAUUGAGGGGGAUGCACACAGAGGGGAAUGUGACGUCGAUGCAGCGAAAGAGUCAGAGAACACGGACGCGAUCGGCACCGUGCUUUGCAUGCUUUCCGUGCCCUUCUCCAUGACCGUAACCUCCCUGCUUGAUUUUAUUGAGCCGGCGCUUGGCGCCAUACAGCAUAUACGUCUUGUGCGCCAGAUAGAGGAGGAACGGUGUCUGGUGCUUGUCAAAUUUCGCGAAACGCUGGAUGCCGAAGAGUUUUACAAAAUGUACAAUGGCCAGCCUUACAGCGAGCUGGACCUUUUUGAAACGUGCCAGCUGGUCUACGUCACGGGCGUUACUGCGUCUCCAGCAAGCUCGAUUGCGCAUGCGUACCCACUCCUGUCCGAUACAGAGCCAUGGCCCGUGAUUGGUGCGAAAGAAGUCGCAAACGAUCCUCAGCUUCACGCGCUCUCUCCUUUUGAACACGGCGCGGGCCUUCGUCGCGCUGCGUACGAGCUGCCGACGUGCCCAGUUUGUCUCGAGCGGCUAGACUCCAGCUUAUCUGGCCUUGUAACCGUUGCGUGCCAGCACGCAUUUCACACCGCAUGCCUGCACCGUUGGUCGGAUAGCCGCUGCCCGGUAUGCCGCUACACCACCGGUGUCACCGAAUCAGGGCCCCAAGCGAGUUUGAAAAGCGCGCAUCCUACAUGCUGUCGCGUGUGUGAGACAAGGAGCAAUGUAUGGUUGUGCCUGAUUUGCGCCAACGUAGGGUGUGGCAGGUACAAGGCAGGUCACGCACAAGCGCACUUUAAAGAGACCGGUCAUUUGUACAGCUUGGAGCUGGAGACACAACGUGUGUGGGACUAUGCAGGCGAUGGCUACGUACAUCGACUUAUUCAGGGCAAGGCGGACGGGAAGCUGGUCGAGCUGCCCUCCGCAUCGAGCGUUCCAGCUGCAACGCCGAACCGUGCAUGGAAUGAACGCUAUCCCGGCUUUUCAGAAAGUGCAUCACGCUCGCUUUCCUUGGAGCAAUUAAAUCACACGGGCAAUAUGGAUGUACUGAACGAGAAGAUGGGCGCGAUUGGACUUGAAUACUCCAAUAUGAUCGUCUCGCAGCUUGAUUCGCAACGCAUCUACUAUGAAGGCCUUCUCGCUGCCACUCGCGCCGAGCGUGUCCCGCGCGAAGAAAAAGACAAGUGGCGCACCGAGACCGAAGCAGCGCGAGCACAAUGCACAGCUCUCGAAGCGGAAAUGACGCGGUGCCGCUCUGACCAACACAAGCACGAGACGCAACUGCGCCGUGCACUGGAGAGUAUGCGUACACUGCGCAAGCAGUACGACGAUGAAAAGAGUGUAUCGGAUGGACUCUACCAGCAUGUACAGAAACUGCAAGCGGAACAGGCAAGCCUCAAGUCCAAGGUGCAGGAGCUGGGCGAGGAGCUGCGAGAUAUGAUGUUUUUUGUCAGUGCACGGGACAAGAUCGAGGAUUUGGACCAGGGAGCAGCACCAGAGUCGGGUAAAGGUGGCGAUGCAUUCAUCCCACCGCCUAAGCCAGCAAAAGGGAAGAAGCGGACGUAA